Messenger RNA from Columba livia (rock pigeon), 3680 nucleotides. It is a transcript of the gene ARL13B, whose product is annotated as ADP ribosylation factor like GTPase 13B. The transcript is spliced from 11 exons. Gene Ontology annotation, biological process: non-motile cilium assembly; receptor localization to non-motile cilium. The record is from RefSeq and is a predicted model, not a curated record. The coding region runs from base 345 to 1577 and encodes 410 amino acids. Gene Ontology annotation, cellular component: motile cilium; non-motile cilium; ciliary membrane. Lineage: Eukaryota; Metazoa; Chordata; Aves; Columbiformes; Columbidae. Gene Ontology annotation, molecular function: GTPase activity; GTP binding.
UCGGCUUCCACCAAUGGGAGGCUUCGCUUGAGCGGGGCGCCGGUCACGUGUCCCCGGAGCCGCUGCGCGUCGGGCCCGGCGCGGAGGAGCUGAGCGGCGUUCCACUGCCGCCGCCUGCCCCUCCCCGCGUUCGGCCGCGGCUUCCCGUUGCCCGGAGCAACGCUACUCCUGCCGGCGCGGAGCCGUUAGCGCUCGGGCGUUAUCGCCUCGCGCCUCCGUUGAGCGACCGCAGUGACAAGACACCAUCUGGCAUCUGCAAUUUCUCUCCCAGUCGUCUUGGGUUGUGCUGGCCUGUCCACAUCGUUUCUGUAGUUUUCAUGGCUCUAGAUGGCUAGUGAAGGGAGAUGUUCAGUCUAAUGGCCAAUUGCUGCAGCUGGUUAAAACGGUGGCAGGAACCUGUCAGGAAGGUGACCCUAAUAAUGGUGGGUCUUGAUAAUGCUGGUAAAACUGCUACAGUCCGAGGAAUUCAAGGAGAGUCUCCUGAAGAUGUGGCUCCAACAGUUGGUUUUUCCAAGAUUGACCUUAAACAGGGACGCUUUGAAGUCACCAUCUUUGAUUUAGGAGGUGGAAAACGAAUUCGAAAUAUCUGGAAGAAUUACUAUGCUGAGUCCUAUGGUGUAAUAUUUGUUGUGGAUUCCAGUGACAUUGCAAGAAUGGAAGAAACAAAGCAAGCCAUGAUAGACGUUUUAAACAGCCCUAAGAUAUCAGGAAAACCCGUGUUAGUGCUGGCAAAUAAGCAGGACAGAGAAGGAGCUCUGUCAGAAGCAGAUGUAAUCGAAUCCUUAUCUCUGGAAAAACUCGUCAAUGAACACAAGUGUCUAUGUCAAAUUGAACCUUGUUCAGCUAUCAUGGGCUGUGGGAAAAAAAUUGAUAAAUCGAUAAAAAAGGGUUUAUAUUGGCUUCUACAUAUCAUAGCAAAAGAUUUUGAGGACUUACAUGAACGCAUCCAAAGAGACACUACAGAACAAAAAGCAUAUGAAGAACAAAAUAAACUAGAACGAGCCGAGCGAGUGAGAAGGAUACGAGAAGAAAGGAAAAGAGAAGAAGGAAGAAGUACACCUGAUGAGGAAGACCCUGAGCCUGGGAACUGUGAAAACCCGUUCCAGCCCAUAUCUGCUGUAAUCUCUGAGAACGAAAGGCAAAUUGAAAAGGAAAAGAAUCGUCAAAUGUUGGAGACUGAAAAGCCUACUAUUGUCUUGCAAUCGCAAACAGAGCAGGAACAAAUGGAUGCCCAGCACUUAUCAAGUAGCAGUAGCCAAAACACAAAUGAUAGUAGACUAGAAACAUGCAAUUCUACAAGUGCACAGAUUUUGCAGCAUGAAGAAGAGAAUGGGCAGCAAGCCUCACAAUGCCUUGACUCAGAUAACAGUAAGAAAAAAAAUAAAAAAACAAGAUUUAAAAGGGUCCACAGAGUAGAACCUCUUAAUUCAGAGGAUGCUGUUCCCAAAAAUCCUACACCACCACCAGCUCUUCCACCAGAGAACUGGCUUCUGUAUUUUUCAUCAUCAUCAAAUGCAGUCACGGCGUGUUUUGGCUGUCUGUUUUCCUUUAGUUGGCUGGGGAACUCCCACACUUAAUAGACUUCGAAAACUUGAGCCUCUUGGUGAAACACAUCAUGCUGAUUUCUACGGAAAGCCUCUGCCCCCGCUGACUGUACGCCAAAGACCCAACAGUGAUACCCAUGAUGUCAUUGCUUAACGGGAUCACAAAUAGUAUUUAAGAAACAUUAUACAAAAAAAUUAUAUCAGAUAUAUUUUUUUCCCUUGAAGGAAAAAUUUUAAAAUGAGAAUCUAUUAUUUUUUUGUAAAAUAACUUGGUGACAAACAUGGAGGUCAUUCUGUCAUAUUUAGUUGAUCAGACUUUGUCAUUUACUUUUCACGUCACCAGCUCUUUGGGAUUUAGCAUGAAAUCAAGAAAGGUCUACGUAUGCUCAUAGGAACACAGUAUCAAAUAUUUAUUUGGUUUACUUGUGAAAACAAAUAGCUGUAAACCUGAAGAAAAAAACUUUCAAGAUCACAUUAUACUGGAUUGUAUGUUCACAUCAAGACCUUUCUCCAGGUGCUGUGCAGUGGUCAGUAUUUUUGAAGCUAAUAAAUGGUUCUAAUGCGUUUUGUAAGAUUCAUAUAUGAUAGGGUGAAUAUAGGGGUGUUAUGUAACAAAUAUUUGAGUAUAUUUUUCUAACUUUUUAUAAAAUUAUUUGCAAGUUUGUGUCAACACACAUACUUACUAUCAAUAAAAUUAUACCUAGAAAGCGUUACAAUGCUGACAGUCAAAUGCAUACAAGUAGAGGAUGUUUGAUUCUUACAUUUCUCUUACAGUAGCAAUACCUCUUAUUAGAGAUUACGUGAGCAGAUGCAUAUUUUGUAUUUCUACCAAUCUGAAGAGGUGAGGAAGCUAGAUAGGGAAGUUAAAGAUCAAUACAUUUUAUACAAAAAUAUGCUAUUUGAAUUGUCUGAGAAGUUUUCUUAUGUGUUGUUUUCUUUGUUUUGUUAACUGAGUUGGGCAUAGGUAAUAAGUUCAGUUGAAAACAUAGAGCUGAAUAUUGUAUUGUCUACUGCAACAUACAAGAAAAUUGCCCAUAGUGAAAGUUUUGCACUAAUUCAGUCACCAAUUCUGAUGGAAAACUGAAUCAACCAGUAUGCAGAUAAGCUCCAGCACUUUUUAAUCUUGAUAACACUAAAAUACCAUCUCAAAAACAAAGGAAACCCCAGUUUUUUAAGGACUUAUAUAAUACUUCCACACAAUGUGUUACUUUUACAUUAAAAAAUCACAUACAAGUGAUACAUAAACAACAAGGGUUGCAGUUGGAUAUAUUCCUCUUUAAAUAUUUAUCCUCUUAAAUUGGAGAUGGCCAUUGGUAUAUGUGUAAACAUAUAUAGUCACGGUACCUAGUUACACCAAGAAAACCACAUUCAAAGGUUUUUUGUACAAGCAUCACUUGAUGAUUUUCUAUUAUGCACUCAGUCUUCCAUAACAUGGUAUUACCAACAGAUUUUAGAUUAUAUUAAAAUAAUGCAAUGUAUAUAUUCAGCACUUUGACAUUAGAAACCUUUGCCAUAUACCCCUUACAGCAAUGAGUUACACAAGUUAUAUACACAAAAUUAAAUUAUUACCCAAGAUAUUUAAAUACUAUGUUGGAAGGGGGCAGGGAGUCAGUCUUAAGAAUAUUGCGUUUGGAAUGAGUGGAGAGGAAUAUUCCAAGUUUGCUAGUUUAGUGUCAGGAUGAAACAAAUUGUAUGUGACUGUCAGCAUGAGAAUACUUUUUUGUAUUCAAACAGUGUAACAUGGUCAGUGUGAUUAUUCUCAGGAUUUAGUCUUUUUCACUUCAAACAAACACAAUAUUAAGUGGAAGGGGGAAGUUUAUGUGUGCAAUCUCAAAUCUUACUAUCUUUAGCUAUGUUACCACUUAAAUUUUUUGGCUUAAAGGCUCUACUUUUGCAGGCUUGUUUUUUUUACAGCCUCAGUUUCUAGAAAUGUAUUUCCUUUUUAUUCUAACACUUAUCUAAAAUAAAUUAAUGGAAGUCUUUAUUAAAAAUAAAUAUUGCUGUGGAAACAAAAUUUAAGAAACCAAAAUGGAAGAUGUUUAUAUUUGUAUAUGAAAUGUUUAUUGUUUGUGUGAAUACAUGUAUCAGUUUUGUUUCUGCUUUUAAAAUAAAUUCUACCAAUUUCUGACCAAAAAA